Guillardia theta CCMP2712 is the source of this 156-nucleotide messenger RNA. RefSeq names its product transcription factor MBF1. The annotation marks the transcript as partial. The transcript has a single exon. The record is from RefSeq and is a predicted model, not a curated record. Gene Ontology annotation, cellular component: nucleus. Gene Ontology annotation, molecular function: DNA binding. Lineage: Eukaryota; Cryptophyceae; Pyrenomonadales; Geminigeraceae.
GCCAAGGGCUUGUCCCAGAAGGAUUUCGCGAGCAAGAUGAUGGUUCCCCCCAAGACUGUGCAGGACUACGAGAGCGGGAAGGCGAUCCCCAACAACCAACUUAUCGCUAAGAUGGAGAAAGUCCUUGGAUGCAAACUGCCACGUGCCUCCAAGUAG